Molecule: messenger RNA, 973 nt
Organism: Helicoverpa armigera (cotton bollworm)
Lineage: Eukaryota; Metazoa; Arthropoda; Insecta; Lepidoptera; Noctuidae
Gene: mRpL46
Product: large ribosomal subunit protein mL46
Exons: 6
Coding region: 128-919 (263 amino acids)
Cellular component (GO): mitochondrial large ribosomal subunit
Molecular function (GO): structural constituent of ribosome
Source: RefSeq, a predicted model, not a curated record
CUCAGUGUCAAAUGUCAGGCGAGGGAAAAUAAAAAUAUAAAAUACGAAAAGGUUGUAUUUUAUAGAAAAUAAUAAAUGUAAAUAAGUCUAAUUGCCUUAUCAAAUUAAUUCGUGAGUAUAAGUAAAAAUGUUAUUUAAAACAUUUGUUCAGUCAGAGGUCAAUCUGUGUCGCAGACUUUUAACUAGAGGUCUUAGUACCAGCCCCAGUUGCCUCUCAUCAUGGGAUAUUGUCACGGGAGUAUGUGUCGAGAGACUGCCCGUAGUGACUCCACCAUUGAACGAGAUGCAGAAGAAAUACAAAGAUUUGUUGAACACCCUGGAAAUAGAGAAGAGUAUGAAGUCUGCCCAUGAGAUUAGACAUGAACAAGACAAGGUGCAAGCUGAGCUGCUAAAAAAUGAGUCUGCUGACGUGGACAUUGAUGCAGUGAGCAAAAUCACAGCACAGGACUUUGAAGACGCUGCCAAUGAGGAGCUGGCACAGUUUCAAUUUGCCAGUAUAGAGACAGAUGCUGACAAGAAAGGCGACAAAACAUCCACAGAGAGAUGCCUUCAGAGGCACUUGGUAUUAGUGACACCAAUAAAACUGGGAUCAGAUGUAAAAACAUUAUUGCCUCAGGGAUUGUGGAAGGAAGGAGAAACUCUAAGACAGACUGCAGAAAGGAUAGUAAAGGAGCAUUGUGGUCCAGAGUUAAAAGUACAAUUUUUGUCAAACGCACCAUGUGGCUUCUACAAGUACAAAUAUCCUUCAGAGGUCAAUGGAAAGAUAGGGGCUAAAGUAUUCUUCUACUACGCUAACUAUAAGAGCGGCAAGCCAACCAAGACUAAAGCGGACUGGUUAACCCGUAACGAACUGGAUCAGAUACUGCCUGACAGAUAUAACAAAUCUGUGAAAGAGUUUCUAAUAGAAGAAGCGCAUUGAUAGUUUGUAUGUAGCAUAGUAAUUGUUGUAGAAAUAAAUGAAUAAUUAAUUUAA